AUGGAGGCUGCCUUGCUGAAGCCGGCGAUGAUGGCGGAGGUGAAGGGGAGCGGCGCCGGCUCUGCCGUCAGCGCCGAGCUGGAGGUGAAGAAGCUGCAGGAGCUGGUGCGGAAGCUGGAGAAGCAGAACGAGCAGCUCCGGAGCCGCGCCGCCGCCGCCGCGGUGGCCGCCGGCCCGCCCAGCCCGCACCUGCUGCUGGCCCCGCCGGCGGCCCCGGGCGGGCUGCGCCCCGCCAGCCCCCCCGCCGCGGGCCCGCCGUGCAUGCCCAGCCCGGUGCCCACCCUGCUGUGCCCUCCGGAGCCCCUCGCCUACUUCAAGCCCUCGCCCGGGCCGCCGGCAGCUGGCGGCGGGCAAGAAGGCGGCGGCGGUACGGGGGCGGCGGCCACGGUGCUGGACGAGGUGGCGGUGCUGGAGCUGGAGGACGGCUGCGGAGAGGACGAGGAUACAUGGUUGUACGUCUUGCCUACCAAGACUCGCACUCCUCAAGAGAAAUCACUGAGUCCUCUGCAGUGGUGCAGACGUGUUCUGGAUCAUCCAACUCCUGAGAUAGAAGCUGCAAAACGUUCCCUAUGCUUUAGAUUGGAGCAAGCUAGCCGAUGGCGGAACCUCUUCUCUACGCCUGUCUCCUUGGCUUUUCCCUAUAGUCCUGUUGCAAGACUCACCCCAUAUACCAAUGGCUGUAACAGUCCCAGCUUCUCUAAAACUUCCAGUAAAGCAAUACUAACACCCGAACGGACAGGGUACAUUUCUAGGAGUUCCCCUUUGAGUCCACAGUCAUCGAUAGACAGUGAACUGAGCACUUCGGAGCUGGAAGAUGAUUCCAUCUCCAUGGGAUACAAGCUGCAGGACCUCACUGAUGUUCAGAUCAUGGCUCGUCUACAGGAGGAGAGCCUUAGGCAAGAUUAUGCUUCAACUUCAGCAUCUGUGUCAAGGCACACUUCCAGUGUUUCUCUGCAUGCGGGAAAAAAAGGGACAUCCAGUGACCAGGAAUAUGAUCGCUAUAGUCUUGAGGAUGAGGAAGAGUUUGACCACCUUCCACCUCCGCAGCCACGUCUGACUCGCUGCUCCCCCUUCCAAAGAGGGAUUCCUCACUCACAGACUUUCUCCAGUAUCCGGGACUGCAGGAGGAGCCCUACUUCCCCGCAAUUCCCUACAAAUACUUAUCAGCAGCCCUUCUACUCUUCUCAAGCCCAAACUCCAGAGCAGCAACCAAAUAGGAUUAAUGGAGACAAACUCCGCAGAAGCAUGCCUAACCUCGCUCGGAUGCCAAGCACCCCCACCAUCAGCAGUACUGCUGGCUUUGCUGGUUCUCCUGUCACUGUGAGGAAUAGUCAGAGCUUUGACUCCAAUUUACAUGGAGCCAGUAAUGGGAUUUCGAGGAUGCAGUCAUGUAUUCCAUCACCAGGACAGCUUCAACACCGAGUUCACAGUGUGGGACAUUUUCCAGUGUCUGUCAGACAGCCUCUCAAAGCUACUGCCUAUGUAAGCCCAACUGUACAAGGGAGUAGUAACAGUAGCAGUAUUCCAGUGUCCAGCAACUCGCAGCUGUAUUCCAACACUGGGAUCCCAAUGCCAAACAAGACUGCUGGUCAAGGCAUCGUAGGGCGCAGUGCUCUUCCAAGACCAUCGCUGGCCGUCAAUGGGAGUGGCAUUCCCAGAAGUAAAAUUGCACAGCCAGUUCGAAGUUUUCUUCAGCCUCCAAAGCCACUGUCAUCACUGAGCACGAUACGAGAUGGGAACUGGAGAGACGGCUGCUAUUGAUGAAGGAUGC
Messenger RNA from Pyrgilauda ruficollis (rufous-necked snowfinch), 1771 nucleotides. It is a transcript of the gene SLAIN1, whose product is annotated as SLAIN motif family member 1. The transcript has 8 exons. Bases 1 to 1761 code for a protein of 586 amino acids. The record is from RefSeq and is a predicted model, not a curated record. NCBI's taxonomy places the organism in Eukaryota, Metazoa, Chordata, Aves, Passeriformes, Passeridae. Gene Ontology annotation, cellular component: microtubule plus-end. Gene Ontology annotation, biological process: microtubule nucleation; positive regulation of microtubule polymerization; cytoplasmic microtubule organization.